AUCUGUGGCCAGGCUGGGACAGCUCAGAUGCCAGCCCAGCAGUAAGCAGGGUGCCACGACCUCGCCUGGCACUUCUCCCUGCUCCAGCAUCUUGGAGGGGUUCAGGUCAUCUCCAGGUUUCUCUGUGGCUCUCAUUCAUUUUGGCUCUCCUUUACACCCUACCCCUCCCCUCAACAGGCAAGGAGAAGAUGGUGGCCAUGGUUGUGGUGGGGUUUCUCUUUAAUGGAUGCCAGAAAUGAGCCCUUGAUGCCCAGGCACCAGAGCUGCUGGCGUAGCCCUCAGUGGGGAUGGCAAGCCAAACGGGGCUGAACACCACGGACAGCCUAAAGCUGCUUCCUGUCCCUGAGCAGUCCAUUGCCCAGCAGGUGGUGGGCCUCCUCUGCAUGGUCCUGCUCACACUCACUGCCCUGGUGGCCAACACUGUGGUGAUGGUUGUCAUUCUCAAAACCCCGCUUCUCAGGAAGUUCAUCUUUGUUGGCCACCUCUGCAUGGUUGACCUCCUCUCGGCCAUUUUCCUCAUGCCUGUGGGAAUCAUCUCCAGCUCCUCCUGCUUCAGCAGGGUAGUCUACAGCAUUGCCGAGUGCCAGGGCUUGAUAUUCCUGAAUGUCUGAUUCAUCAGUGCCUCCAUCCUCACCAUUGCCAUCAUCAGCGUGGAGCGGUACUACUACAUCGUCCACCCCAUGAGGUAUGAGGUCAAGAUGACCAUCAGGCUGGCAGUGGCAGGAGUGAUCAUCAUUUGGGUCAAGUCUGUUCUCGUCACUGUCUUGGCAAUAGUAGGCUGGCCUCAAGGCAACGGGGCCACCAGUGCCAGUCGCUGCACAGUUUACUGGAGCCCUGGGGCCCACAAGAAGGCUUUCCUGAUCAUCUUCAGCAUUGCCUGCUUUGUUCUGCCCACCAUCAUCAUCUUCGCUGUCUAUAGCAGUGUCUACCGUGUGGCCCGGAUGGCAUCCCAGCAGCACGCGCCUGUGCCGGCACAGGCGGUUGCACCAAGACACCGAUCUGACUCCAUCGCCAGCCUAGUGGCCAUCAUCAUCACCAGGAACCUGCCGGUGCCCAGACUGGCGCCAGAGCGCUUUUUGGGAAGCAACAAGGCCAUCCUCACCUUGGUCCUCAUUGUGGGACAGUUCUUGUGCUGCUGGCUGCCCUUUUUUGCUUUCCACCUGCACUCCUCUGUGGCUGCUGGCACGGAGGCUGCAGGGCACGGGGAGAUGGUGGUCACAUGGAUUGCCUACUCCUCCUUUGCCAUCAAUCCCUUCUUCUACGGGUUGCUGAACCGCCAGAUCCGGGAGGAGCUGGCCCGGCUCCGGCGCAGCUGCUUCAACCAGCCGCUGGGCCAGGAGCUCUGUCUUUCCAUCUCCGAGGCUUCUGUCCAGGAAAACUUCUUGCAGUUUCUCCAGAGAGCAACUUGCACACUGGAGACCCAUGCCAGCUGCAUCAGCCCCAGCCCCAGGGACAGGCUGGACCAGACCAAGGUGAACUUCCCCAUCCCAGGUCAAGUUCCUGAAGAGAGCAGCUGAGAAGCAGGAGGCCCUGUCCCAUUGUGCUGGGCAGGAGGAUGGGCAGGGAACCUGCCAGGGACCCACUGGACCUGCUUUGAUCCAGCUUCUCAGAUUUGGAGGGGUCCUUGUUCAGGUUUUGCCUCUUCUCUGAGCUUAUGGUAGAAGACGGUUUCUCCAUUCAGGAGAAGGAAGAUCUGGGGAAGCCUCAUCUCCCUUCCACAGGCUGGGAUUGACUCUGGCUCCACCAGCACAGGCUAGUUGCAUGGACCCUUCUCAAGACACAGGGUGCCAAGGGGCUCCUGUGCAGAGGCAGAUGAGAGGGCACCUCCAUCUCCAUCACCUUGCUGGGACCACUUGUGGCCAGCGGGGAAGAGCAGAUGUCCCUUGUACCCUACCCAGGAGCAAUGGACCAACUAACACCACUAACACCAGUAAUCCCCACUGAGCCUGGACAGCUGUCAUGGAGCCUUCCCUCCCUGGCUGCUUAACCCAAAACUAACUUCUGGGUAAAGGAGCUCCUGUCACUGAUGGCACUUACCAGUGGGACAGCACCCUUGGGGCUGGCUCUGGCCAUGUCUGUGUUUAUCCUGCUGGCAUGGCAGCAUGUGAUGUCUGUAACUAUGGCCUCCAUGGGGAAUGCUGGGCAGCCGGGGCCAGUGUGUUUAUGGACACAGCUGCCCCACUGAAGCCCAGCCAGUGGUGCCACAUGCCAGCCAAACUGGGCUGCUGGCCAGUGGUGGACGUGGUGGCACAGGGUGAUGGUGGGGCCAUGUGGGGCUCCCCUAGGCAACAGCAGUGGAAGAGGACCAGGAGCUGCUUUCCCCUUCCAGUCUCAUUGCUUCUGGGGACCCUCCCAUGGGGUCCCCAGCACAAGAAAGGGGAUUGGACACUGUUGGGGAAUGCUGGAGGCAUCACUCCCAGCCCACUACAAAGGGCCCAGGAAUGGUGCUGGUUGGAGAUGCCCCUGCCCCAGUAAUAACUGGUGGGCUGGAAGAGAACUGCC
This is a messenger RNA of Pezoporus flaviventris, 2502 nucleotides long. Its product is annotated as probable G-protein coupled receptor. Lineage: Eukaryota; Metazoa; Chordata; Aves; Psittaciformes; Psittacidae. Gene Ontology annotation, biological process: G protein-coupled receptor signaling pathway. Gene Ontology annotation, molecular function: G protein-coupled receptor activity. Gene Ontology annotation, cellular component: signaling receptor complex; endosome; plasma membrane. The record is from RefSeq and is a predicted model, not a curated record. The transcript has a single exon.